Molecule: messenger RNA, 1494 nt
Organism: Tribolium madens (black flour beetle)
Lineage: Eukaryota; Metazoa; Arthropoda; Insecta; Coleoptera; Tenebrionidae
Gene: tll
Product: nuclear receptor subfamily 2 group E member 1
Exons: 4
Coding region: 98-1267 (389 amino acids)
Biological process (GO): cell differentiation; positive regulation of transcription by RNA polymerase II; anatomical structure development
Molecular function (GO): nuclear receptor activity; zinc ion binding; RNA polymerase II cis-regulatory region sequence-specific DNA binding
Source: RefSeq, a predicted model, not a curated record
UUUCGUUCUGUUUAUUGAUAAUAGAACAAAGUCAAGAUUCUAGAUAAGCUAGAAAGAAACUAGAGUGCAGUAGGAUGACUUUGUAUUUUGUCUGAGAAUGUUGGAGAUGGCUAUCCUCAAAAACUAUCACCAAACUAGUCGAAUUUUGGACAUACCCUGCAAGGUAUGCGGCGACUUUUCCUCCGGAAAACACUACAACAUCUUCGCCUGUGACGGCUGUGCCGGCUUUUUCAAACGUUCAAUCCGCCGAAACCGCCAAUACGUCUGCAAAGCCAAAGACGAAGGCUCGUGCAUCAUCGACAAAACGCACCGAAACCAGUGCAGAGCUUGCCGGUUGAGGAAAUGCCAGAACGUUGGAAUGAACAAAGAUGCGGUGCAACACGAACGAGGGCCCAGAAACUCCACUCUGAGACGACAACAAAUGUCAAAUUACUACAAUGAAAGCAGAGUCAUAAUGUCGCCACCAGGAAACGUCCUGAACCUCACAAUGCCCAAAUACGAACCAAAUCCCUCCAUUAUUGACCCAGGACCAGUCCUACCCCCAACUGGGUUCUUGUGCAAUAACUAUUUACCAUUACCACAGGUACCACCACUCCCAUUACCCCCAUUAUUCGCCCCAACAAUGAUAAACCCAUCGGCAAUUUGUGAAUCAGCCGCACAACUCCUCUUCAUGAACGUCCAAUGGGUACGAAGUAUCCCAGCGUUUACUUCUUUACCCAUUUCGGACCAACUCCUCCUCCUGGAAGAGAGCUGGUUGGACUUAUUCGUCCUGGGGGCUGCCCAAUUCCUCCCCUUGAUGGAUUUCAGUGUCCUAGUGGAAGCUUGCGGUGUCUUGCAACAAGAACCCCACCGGAGAGAGGCAUUUUUGAAGGAAAUCAACGAGUUUCAAGAAACGUUGAAAAAAAUCAAUCAGUUUCAAUUGGACGCUCACGAGUUUGCUUGUUUGCGAGCUAUUGUCCUUUUUAAGACUUCUUUUGACAAACCGUCGUCGUCCUCAAACCACGAAAGAACAACGACCGAAAGUGCAAAAAUUAGUGUCAUACAAGACGAUGCACAAAUGAGACUUAACAAACACGUCGCGACAACUUAUCCCAAACAACCUCUAAGGUUUGGGAAAAUUCUUCUGUUGGUGAGUUCGACGUUUAGGACGAUUUCGGGGCGCACUAUUGAGGAUCUUUUCUUCAAAAAAGUGAUCAGGGAUACGCCUAUUGUUGCAAUUAUUUCAAACAUGUACAAAAAUCAGAUCUUAGGGAACAAUAAUGUGUGACGGGAAUUGUUUGGUUUUAUUAUUUUAUUUGCAAUAUUUUAGAUGUAGUAAACGCACUGUGAUGUAUAUAAAUAAUUAGGUGUAAGGAUAGUUAGUAGCUCUCAGUUUUGGUUGUUUUGUACAUAGUAAAUAAUACUCUCUUUUAUAGCUUUAUUAAACUAAUUACAUAAAUUAUGUAACAGUAUACAUGUAUCAAAAUAGUUUAAAAAAUUGUUCAAGAGACAAUA